Juglans regia (Persian walnut) is the source of this 1816-nucleotide messenger RNA. RefSeq lists its product as uncharacterized. Bases 95 to 1063 code for a protein of 322 amino acids. The record is from RefSeq and is a predicted model, not a curated record. Gene Ontology annotation, molecular function: zinc ion binding; nucleic acid binding. Lineage: Eukaryota; Viridiplantae; Streptophyta; Magnoliopsida; Fagales; Juglandaceae. The transcript is spliced from 4 exons.
CCCUUAGUUCUCGAAAUCCCUAGGGCUCUUCACAACGCCACGCCGGUGAUUGUUGACUCACUCAUUUGUGCUUGAAGCUAAGAGCACUUAAAAAAUGGCGCCUACCACCAGCAAGCGCCCAAUCGCACACCAAGAUGAAUCCCUUGAUGUGUGCAAUGAGGAUUGUAGGAGGGCUCUGAGGGAUCCUGAGGCCCUUGUACAUGUGGCCACACGGCUAUGCAAGGCUUUUACCAACAGACCAUCUGUGUAUGCUGGGCAAGCACAUUCGAGAAGUAAGUUUGAUCAGUUCUGCCGCCUGCAUCCCCCUAUGUUUGACGGCAAAGCUGAUGUUAUGGAGGCCGAUAACUGGAUAAGCAGGUUGGAGAAGAUUUUUCGGGCCAUCGACUGCACUGAGGAGCAGAUGGUCGAAUUUGCCACAUACAAUCUGGCUGAUGUGGCUGAUGUGUGGUGGAUCUACACCAGAAAGCUGAUAAAGCAAGAGCUUGGUGAAGAAACCCCAAUUACUUGGACACGAUUUAAGCAGGUAUUCAGGGACCAAUUCUUCCCUGAGGUCUUUAGAGAGGCCAAGGCCAGAGAGUUUGCUGAUUUGAGACAAGGCGAUAUGUCAGUACAUCAAUAUUCAUUAAAGUUCAUCGAACUGUCACGCUUUGCCCCCUAUCUAAUCCCAGACGAGUCACGGAAGGCUCAGAAAUUUGAGAGAGGACUGCAUCCACAAAUUCUUGAUAGAUUAAUCGCACUGAAGUUAAGGAAUUUUGAUGUGUUAGUGGACAGGGCAAUGAUCGUAGAGGAGUAUCUGCAGUCGAGAGAGGAACAAUUCGAUAAGAGAAAACGUAAGCAACAGAUUCCUAAGCAAAGCCUAAGCAAGAAGCCCUUCCAGAGUAGUGGGCAGAUGCCACCACAGAACAAUAAGCCACAACAGAAUGCUACUGGACAACAUGCGAUGUGUCAGACUUGCAGUAAGGUGCACAGGGGGAAGUGCUUGAUGGGAACCAACACAUGCUUCAAGUGUGGGAAACUAGGACAUCGGAUUCGAGAUUGCCAAGACGACCAACGAUGUGGUUGAAGUUUAACAUCCAAAUGAGAAGCUUCUAAUCUGUUGGGCAGCAGAAUUGCAGCAUAUUAGGCAAGUUUUUGUGAAAAUAUGUGGUUGUAAUUCAACCACACAUCGUCAGACUACAUAGGCAAGACAUUCGCCAAAUUGAGCACCUACCUUCUUUGUUUGCUUGGCCUUUUGGAAAUCUCAAGUAACUGAAGCCUUGGCUACACAAUGAUUCAGCACAGAUGAAUCCAGAGUUUCUCCAACAGAAACAAAUGUAUCCAAAACCAUUCUUUUUUAAUCUCCUGCGUCAAUGUCUUAUGUAUCAGCUCCAGGCAACAAGCAGCUUAGGAUUUGGCCCUUCAUCAUACCUAGUUUAUUGGAGAAAUCUUUCUGUUUGAGAUAUCUGAAAAGCUUCACUCACUAAGUUUAUCGAAUGCAGAUGUUAAGGAGGAAGAAAUCCCAUCUGUGACAGACCUUUUCACCCAGCAAGAGAAAUCCAUUAAUGGAAGGAAGGCCAUCUCAUGAUUGGUGGGAUUUGGAAGGGAGCUGGGGAAGAUGACCUACUUGCCAUUGAAUCUGAGGCAAGAAUUUUGCUUUAAAUCACAUUUUUAAUAGUCCUAGCAGUCAAGUAUGGACAACAAUCUUACUUAUAAAAAAAAAGUAUGGACAACAAUCUUAUUUUGCUUGCUUAUAAAAAAAAAACAAAAAGUAUUGACAGACAAUCUGAGUUGCAGUAGUAAUGAAUAUGCCUAAAAGCAGUUUUGUGUUCUGAAAUUA